Argiope bruennichi is the source of this 3259-nucleotide messenger RNA. RefSeq names its product kinesin-like protein KIF2A (gene Klp10A). The record is from RefSeq and is a predicted model, not a curated record. Bases 201 to 2315 code for a protein of 704 amino acids. The transcript is spliced from 23 exons. Gene Ontology annotation, biological process: microtubule-based movement. NCBI's taxonomy places the organism in Eukaryota, Metazoa, Arthropoda, Arachnida, Araneae, Araneidae. Gene Ontology annotation, molecular function: microtubule motor activity; ATP binding; microtubule binding.
UAGGCAGCAGUUGCCCACCGGUCUUCAAAAACAUAAUAAUAAAUUGAACUGGCAACGUACGGCCCGCCAGCGACAACUGAUUGUCUGUUGGUUUUAAAUUAUUAUUUUUUAAUUCCCUAAUAUCAUUUGCAAAAUUUUGAAGUUUCCACUCUCUUGUUAUUCCUAAACAAGUUCCCCUACAUAUUUAAUUCAUCAACACAAUGGAUGGAGACGUGACGAACUGUUUGCGAAUUGGGCAGAAUGUCAACAUUCAACGCACAGAUGGACGUAUUCACUCAGCUGUGAUUAGUGGAAUAAAUACUGUUAAUCGGAGCUUGACUGUGGAAUGGUUUGAAAGUGGAGAAACUAAGGGAAAAGAGAUUGAAUUCAGUGCAAUUUUCAACUUGAAUCCUGAUCUUUUCUCUAAUGAUUCUACAAAGAACACAUCCAAUACAAUCAAUUCAGUACGAAAGAUAAAUCGUCAGACUGUGUUCACACCUAAUAAAGGGAAUGAAGUAUUGCGUACAGAUGUUAAGAAGCUCAACCGGAAUAACACUACAGGUUCUUCCCUGCCCAUGCGAGCAAACCACAAAAAGAAUGUACAAUCAGAAAAUACUCAUUUGGAAAUCAAAUAUCCUCCACCUCCUACUUCAGCUAAUCCUACGGUAAAUUCUGGAGGACCUUUGCAACCAAUACAGAAGACAGCAAAUGCUAAUACAACUCAGCAGCAAGCUGCCUCCCGACGCUGUUCUAAUGUUGUUAAGGAAGUUGAUAAAAUCAAAAAGCAACGUGAAGAGAGACGAGCAAGGCAAGCUGAGAAGAAAGCUGAGCAACAAGGGGAUCCAGGAAAUCCAAAUUGGGAGUUCAUGAGCAUGAUUAGAGAAUAUGUCAGCCAACUUGAAUAUAAACCUAUUAAUAUAACUGAUGCAAUUCAUCCUCUUCAAAUUUGUGUUGCAGUCAGGAAAAGGCCCAUGAACAAAAAAGAAACAAUGAGGAAAGAAGUGGAUGUGAUAACUGUUCCUAACAAAGAACAUAUCGUAGUUCAUGAACCUAAAAAUAAAGUAGAUUUAACAAAAUAUCUAGAAAAUCAAUUAUUUAGAUUUGAUUAUGCAUUUGAUGAAAAUGCUGAUAAUGAAAUUGUAUAUAGGUUUACAGCUAGGCCUUUAGUUCAGACUUUAUUUGAAGGAGGUAUGGCUACCUGCUUUGCAUAUGGUCAAACUGGCAGUGGGAAAACCCAUACAAUGGCUGGUGAUUUCAUCAGCAAAUCUUCUCAAGAUUGCAGCAAAGGCAUUUAUGCAUUAUCAACACGAGAAGUGUUUACUCUUCUAAAUAGUCCACAAUAUAGGCAUGAAGGUUUUACAGUUUGUUGCAGUUUCUUUGAAAUAUAUAGCGGUAAGGUAUUCGACUUAUUGAAUAGCAAAUCAAAAUUACGGGUUUUGGAAGAUGGCAAACAGCAAGUUCAGAUUGUGGGUUUGCGAGAAAAGGAAGUCCAUACUGUGGAAAGCGUUCUGGAACUCAUUCAGCAUGGAAAUAAUGUGAGGACUUCAGGACAGACAUCAGCGAAUCAGCAUUCUUCACGAUCACAUGCUGUGUUCCAAAUCAUAUUAAAAAAACCAAAUGGACGCUUGCAUGGCAAGUUUUCCUUGAUUGAUCUUGCAGGAAAUGAGCGUGGUGCUGAUACGUCCAGUGCAAACAGACAAACUCGAAUGGAAGGAGCUGAAAUCAACAAAAGUCUGUUGGCAUUGAAGGAAUGCAUCAGGGCUUUGGGAAGAAAAGGUGCACAUCUUCCAUUCCGAGCAAGUAAACUCACACAAGUACUCAAAGAUUCCUUCAUUGGUGAGAACUCAAGAACUUGUAUGAUUGCAAUGAUAUCUCCUGGAAUGAAUUCUUGUGAACAUUCCUUAAAUACUUUACGUUAUGCUGAUAGGGUGAAAGAAUUGGGUGUUGAAAAUCCUGAAUUGAAGUCAGCAGGUGGUGAGGAACAAAAUGAUCAAAAUAAUGAUUUAGCUCUUUUGUGCUCUUCUAAUGAAGGUGAACUCUCUGCUGAUCUCUAUUCAUUUCAUGAAGCUAUUUCACACGUCCAAGAGUUGGAGGAAGAAGUCCUUGAUUCUCAUAAAGCUGUGAUAGAAGCCUCAGAAAAAUGGUUUAACAGAGACAAUAUAUUGCUUGCUAUGUCUAAUGAUGUCGACUAUGAUGUUGACUCUUAUGCACAACAAUUAGAAGCUUUAAUAGCUGAAAAAAUUGAUGUACUUGCUAGGCUAGGUGAGAAGGUGUCCAUCUUUCGUCAGCAACUUGCUGAAGAAGAGAAAAUCAGUAAGACUAUGAAGAAAAAGUGAAUGCUAUCUAUAAAUGGAACUUUCUCAUUGGUUUAACUGUACAGAAAAAAAAAAGCUUGGGCUCCAAUCUUUGCACUUAUAGGUUUGUAGGUAAUGGCCUACCUCAGCCUAGUCAAUUCUGUGCCUCUCUUGUAUAUACAUCUGCUGUGUAUGUACAUAACUCUUUUGACUUACUAAGUAAUUGAAGCCUAUGUAGAGUACCUUACUGUCCACUCAAAGAAAUCUUCACUUUGGGGAAAAGAACUUUUUAAAUGUUUUAUUAAACACUAAUUUUUUACGAUUAUUUUUACUUUUUAUUCUACAUGUUUACAUUUUGUUGUGUAUAUAGCAGCAAAGUAUAUGAGGAAUGAAAGUUUUCCUAAGACUCUAGUGAUAUAUUGCCUGUGUGUUUGUUCUAACCAGUCUGUUGGGCUACAAGAAUAUUGUGAACUUUUAAGUUGUUUUAUAUUAGUGCUUUAUUGCAUGUUUUUUGUAACAGAAAAAAAAAAAAAAAAUACUCUGGAUAUUUUUCUUUUUAUUUUUCAAAAGUGUUUCAACUUCAUGUGUGUUGUGAAUAUUUUGUUCUUCCAUCCAGAAAAUAUAUGAAAUGUUAUACAAAUUGUGUUUAUUCCAAAUUAUUCUCAAGUAAUAUUAUUCUGAGCUUUUUUAAAGGAAACUCAAAUGGGAAUUAAUAAAACAAUGUUUAAUCUUUUAUAAGUGACAAUUAAAUUAUAUAUUGUGUUAACUUUCAUUUUGCUUUGUUCAUGUGUUUCAUUAACUCAAUUAAUAAAUGAUUCUACUAAUUGAGUAAAAAAUAAUUUAUUUUGAACAAAUUUUUGUUAUUUAAGUGUACUAUCUUUUAUUUGUCUUAAUUAUAAUUAAGAGUGCCAAUUCCAUCUCUAAAUACUUCAGUCUUGGCUUUUGGAAUACUUAAAUGCUAAUACAAGACUUAUCUGAAAAAAAAA